AUGUCCGUACCCAACGGACACGCCAUCGCAGCUCCAGCUAUUGCAAUACGUCCCCUAAUCAUCGCUGUUGGCCAAAUUAGAGUCUCAAUCCCGGUGUUGACCCAACCCGACGAAUGGAUUGCUGCAGAAGUCCUCCGAGACGAGUUCACGCAUACCCAAUCACUAUUAGACGCAGUCGACAGCACCACUCAGCUUGAAAACGAAUCGGAAGCAGCUCUAGAGCUCUCCGCCCGCUUCCUCGCCCAUGUCGCGGACAGCAUCCCCAAAGACCCACAAUCCACUACUGCACGCACCGCGUUGCUCCUCAACGUGCUCAAGCACUUUACGUCAUCAUACCUCGCCAGCAAGGAUAUCCAUGUCCUCACAUCCACAUUCGACUCAGAGACGCGCCAAGUUGUCCUCUCGUCCUACUUCCGCGCCGUGGCUGCUCUCCAGGCUCAACACGUCGCCGAAAUUCCAGCCCAACCUAAGUCUACGCUCCUCGAGGCAGCGGUCUCCGGUAAAGCCUCUAUUUUCGCCCUUUUCGGCGGUCAGGGCACGAACGAAGUCUACUUCGACGAGCUUCAGAACUUAUACGACAUUUACACACCUUUUGCUGCGCCAUUCCUGCAAACCAUCACAGAAGAAAUUUUGAUCCCACUUGCGGAGGAAGAGGAGGAUUCCACCUUCUACACCUUCGGCCUCGACGUCGUGUCGUGGCUCUCCGGCGCGGCCACUCGCCCUGCCGUACCAUACCUUGCGUCCGUUCCCGUAUCGUUUCCACUGAUCGGCCUCACUCAACUCCUCCAAUACCUAAUCGUUUGCCGUGUCGCCAACCUCAGCCCAGGCGAACUCCGAAGCCGCCUCGCCGGGGCUACCGGGCACUCCCAAGGAGUCGUUUCUGCUAUCGCCAUCUCCGCAUCAGGCACCUUCGAUGAAUUUACGGAGAACUCACGCAAAGCCCUCAAAUGGCUUUUCUAUUGCGGCCUUCGUGGCCAGCAAGCCUUCCCCGUCACCUCGUUAGAGCCUAGCAUAGUUCAAGAUUCCGUCGAAGGCGGAGAAGGUGUUCCUGGCCCUAUGCUAUCAGUCACGGGUCUCAGCCUCAUAGAACUCGAGCCUCACAUUGUCAAGACGAACAAGCACCUUUCAGCUGUCUCCCAGCUCUACGUUUCUCUCCACAAUGGACCGAAAGCUUUCGUAGUCACAGGCCCUCCCAAAGCACUCUUUGGAUUGGUUACCAGCUUGAGGAAAGUGAAGGCUACUAGUGGCCUUGAUCAGAGCAAGAUUCCCUUCUCUCAGCGCAAGCCUGUCUUUUCCGUCAGAUUCUUGGUCGUAGGCGCUCCGUAUCACAGCGAAUACUUGGCUGAAGCUACAGCGCUAGUUGUUGAGGAAGACUUGGAAGGGGAAGACUUGUGGGAGGCGAAGGAACUUCAGGUUCCUGUUUACAACACAGAAGAUGGAUCCGACAUGCGCGAGCUCAAGACGUCCAUCGCGCGUUCGCUCUGCGAACAAAUCUUCACGUCGCCGAUCCACUGGACGAAGGCCACAAAUUUCCCCGAGACGGCCACACACGCCAUAGAUUUUGGUCCCGGAGGUUUGAGUGGCAUUGGUCCAUUGACUGCUAGGAAUUUCGACGGCCGCGGCGUUCGUGUCGUCGUCAUCGGCGAAAAGGGUAAAGGUGACGCGGAGCUAUAUAGCUCCAUCAGUAUCAAGUACGAGGAGUGGUGGAGUAAGAGGUGGUCUCCUAGCCUCAUUCGGACCAGUGAUGGAAAGCUCCAUCUCGACACGCCAUUCUCCCGUCUCCUGGGCAAGCCGCCCAUCAUGGUCGCUGGAAUGACGCCCUCUACCGUCAAGGCAGGCUUCGUGAGCGCAGUACUUGACGCCGGAUUCCACAUCGAACUGGCCGGUGGUGGCCACUACAAUGCAGCUGCUCUGCGUGCCAAAGUUGCCGAAAUUCAGAAGAGUGUUCCUGCCGGUGUCGGCAUCACCCUGAACGCCCUCUACAUCAACCCCCGCCAAUUUACCUUCCAGUUCCCCUUGUGGCAAGAAAUGCGAAAGGAGGGCCUUCCCAUCGAGGGUUUCUGCGUUGCUGCUGGUGUUCCGACCACGGAAAAGGCUGUUGAGAUCAUAGACGGCCUGAAAGCCGCAGGCAUCAAGCACGUUUCCUUCAAGCCUGGCUCCGUCGAUGGCAUCCGUCAAGUCAUCAACAUCGCCGCCGCCAAUCCCAGCUUCCCCAUCAUCAUGCAGUGGACCGGUGGCCGCGCUGGUGGUCACCACUCUUUCGAAGACUUCCACCAACCCGUCCUUGCGACCUAUCGUGCCAUCCGUCAACACCCUAACAUCAUUCUUGUCGGUGGUUCUGGCUUUGGAUCCGCUGACGACGUGUGGGAGUACCUGACGGGAGAUUGGUCUGUCGAGCGCUUCGGUAUCCAGCCCAUGCCCUUCGACGGUUUCUUGUUCGCCAGUCGCGUCAUGGUCGCGAAGGAAGCUCACACGAGCUCUUCCGUCAAAGACUUGAUUGUCAGUGCCUCUGGUGUCGAUGACGGUGCCUGGGAGGGCACAUACGUCAAGCCUACUGGUGGCAUCUUGACUGUUCGUUCGGAGUUGGGUGAACCGAUCCAUAAAGUCGCAACAAGGGGCGUCAAGUUGUGGAAGGAAUUCGAUGACACUGUCUUCAAGUUGCCGAAAGAGAAACGCACCGCUUGGCUUGCAGAACGCCGAGCGGAGAUUAUCGCCAAGUUGAACAAGGAUUUUGCAAAGCCCUGGUUUGGCUGGAAGAAGGAUGGUAGCGUUGCUUCUGAUUUGGGUGACAUGACCUAUGAAGAAACCGUACUAAGGAUGGUGCGCUUGAUGUUCGUGGCGCAUCAGCAACGUUGGGUGGACGUUUCGUUGAGGAAUCUCACUGGCGACUGGCUGAGGCGCGUCGAGGAGCGUUUUGCUGGAGUCAAUGGGGAUGGAAAGAAGCCCUCGCUGCUUCAAAGCUUUACAUCUUUGGACGAUCCUUUGCCGUUUGUUGAGAAGUUCUUCGAGAAGUAUCCCCUCGCGAGGGUACAGCUUCUCGCUGCUGAAGAUGCUGCAUAUUUCCUCGCGAUCGCACAGAGGCCAGGGCAGAAACCUGUUCCUUUCAUCCCGGUCCUGGACUCCAGCUUUGAAGUAUGGUUCAAGAAGGAUUCGCUCUGGGCGGCUGAAGAUAUUGAUGCUGUAUUUGAUCAGGAUCCCCAACGUGUGUGCAUCCUGCAAGGUCCUGUCGCCGUCAAGUGGUCGGCAAAGAAAGACGAGCCCAUUAAGGAACUAUUGGGCAACAUCAAUGACGGCCUCAUCCAGCGCCUCCUGGAGCGCAAGUACAAUGGCGAUGCCUCGGCUGUCCCAACCAUCGACUAUCUCGCUGUCGAGCCGCCUUCCGUCAACGAAAAUGUAGUUGGCAUUGCCCGCAGCCAGAACGGAAAUCUCGUCAGCUUCGAGUUCGGGCCUCAGCUUCCUGAUACUUCUGCUUGGCUUGAAACCCUGGGGGGUUCGGGGCUCAGCUGGCUUCGUGCGUUGGUCUCUUCAACUACUAUCGUUCAAGGUACUUCCUACAUCGACAAUCCUCUUCGUCGUAUCUUUGCCCCUCGCGUUGGCCAGAAGGUUGUUGUCAAGUAUUCCGACUCUCAGCCUUCAUCUGUCACCGUCUACGGCGCCGCACGCUCAUAUGGCGAGCACAUCUCCAGCUUUAAGGCUCUCGAGGUUGUCUAUGUCCCUGAGACCAAGUUGAUCAACCUAACUCUCUUCGAGGAGCGCCGCGGUAGCUCCAUCCCUCUUGCUCUUCAAUUCCAGUACAAUCCUUCGCAAGGCUUCGCUCCCAUCCACGAAAUCGCCACCGACCGCAACAUGCGUAUCAAGCAGUUCUACUGGAAGUUGUGGUAUGGCGACAAGGAAAUUCUCCCCGAGAUCGACAUUCGCGACAAGUUUGUCGGCCCAGAGGUCACGAUAAGUGCUGAGGAUGUCGAACAGUUUUGUGCUGUUGUUGGCAAUCAAGGAGAGUCCUUCAAGACAGCGAGGAACGAGAAUGUUCAAGCUCCAAUGGAUUUCGCUAUCGUCACGGGCUGGCAGGCGAUCAUGAAGUCCAUCUUCCCAGGCGCAAUCGACGGUGAUUUGCUGAAGCUGGUCCACCUUUCGAAUGGUUUCCGCAUCGUCGACGGCGCGAAGCCUCUUCAAGUUGAUGAUGUUUGCAAGUCUGAAGCUCGCAUCGUCUCCGUGACCAACAGCAACGAGGGCAAGAUUGUCAAGGUCAAGGGCUACGUCUAUCGUCAAGGCCAACCCGUCAUUCAAGUCGUUUCGUCCUUCUUAUACCGAGGCCGCUUCGCUGACUAUGAGAAUACAUUUGACACGACCGACGAGGCCGAUUACCUAGUCCCCCUCGAAACCGAUGCUGCUGUUGGGGUGCUGCAAUCCAAGGAGUGGUUCGAAUGGGAGAACGAGUCUUCCCCUCUUCUGGCUGGCACUUCCCUUCUUUUCCGUAUUCAGUCCCAAGUAUCGUUCAAGGACAGGACUGCGUAUCGCAACGUCUCUGUGUCUGGUGACAUCUUUGUCCGCAACCAGCUCAAGGUGCUAGUUAAGGUCGGAUCUGUUGACUUCCAACAGGACGAUUCGCAGGGGAACCCAGUUCUUGCCUAUCUCCAACGUCACGGUACUCCCCAAGGCUUGACCACCCCACUUGCAAACGAGGGAUACUCUCUUACCACUUCCGACAUCAACACUGUCUUCACGACCCCACUUACAAACGAGCCGUACUCCAAGAUCUCCGGGGACUUCAACCCGAUCCAUGUCAACCCUUACUUCUCCGACUUUGCGUCAUUGCCUGCCACUAUCACCCAUGGAAUGUGGUCCAGUGCAGCUACUCGCCGCUACGUCGAAACUGUUGUUGCCAAAGGCCAUCCAGAGCGCGUUAUCGCGUACGAUGUCAGCUUCGUCGGGAUGGUCAUUCCUGGUGAUACUCUCGAGGUCAAGCUUCGACACAUUGGCAUGUGUGACGGCAAUCUAGUCAUCAAGAUCGACACAACUAAUAGCCAAGGCGAGAAGGUCUUGCAAGGCUCGGCCGAAGUAUCUCAACCAACCACCGUUUAUGUUUUCACUGGCCAAGGUUCGCAGGAGCCCGGCAUGGGUAUGGACUUGUACAACAACUCUCCGGCCGCUCGCGCCGUUUGGGAUGGAGCCGAUGCCCACCUCCUUGCUGUGUACGGGUUCUCUAUCGUCGAGAUUGUCAAGGACAACCCGAAGGAGAAGACCAUCUACUUCGGCGGUAUCAAGGGUCAGGCCAUUCGUCAGAGGUACAUGGACAUGACCUACGACGCAACGGACAAAGAUGGCCAUGUGAAGACCCUUCCUCUCUUCGCCGACAUUGAUGUUCGCACCCCCAAGUACACCUUCAGCCACCCGAAUGGUCUUCUGUUCGCGACUCAGUUCGCCCAAAUCGCCCUAGUUGUCACCGAGAAGGCUGCAUUCGAAGACAUGCGUGUCAAGGGCUUCGUGCAAAAAGAUUGCGCUUUCGCCGGCCAUUCUCUAGGAGAAUAUUCCGCUCUUGCUUCUAUCGCUGACGUCCUCCACAUUUCCAAUCUUGUCGACGUUGUCUUCUACCGUGGUAUCACCAUGCAGCGUGCAGUAGAACGUGAUUCGGAGAACCGCUCCAACUAUGCUAUGUGCGCCGUCAACCCUAGCCGUAUUUCGCCAACUUUCAGCGACGCCGCUCUCCGUGAAGUCGUGGAUACGAUCGCGACUGUCACUGCGGCACUUCUCGAGAUCGUCAACUACAACGUUGAGGGCCAACAAUACGUGUGCGCGGGAGAGCUCGUUGCCCUUCAAACUAUGACCAAUGUCCUAAACUUCCUGAAGAUCCAGAAAAUCGAUAUUGCGAAGCUAACUGAGACGUACACCGUUGAGAAGGUCAAGGAGAUGCUUACGGACAUCGUCAAAGAAUGCUUCUCCAAGGCUCAAGCUCAGCAGAAGGCCGAGGGUUACAUUAAGUUGGAGCGUGGUUUCGCAACGAUUCCUCUUCCGGGCAUCGACGUGCCUUUCCACUCGCGCUACCUGUGGGCGGGUGUCCUACCUUUCCGUGCCUACUUGUCGAAGAAGAUUAACGCGACGAGCCUCAACCCCGACAUGCUCAUAGGCAAAUACAUCCCCAAUUUAAUUGCGAAGCCGUUUGAUGUCUCUCGCGAAUAUGCUCAGAUCAUUUAUGAUCAGACAUCUUCGCCCAAGCUGGAUAAGGUGCUCAGGAAGUGGGAGGAAGACCAAUGGGCCAAGCCUGAAAAGCGCCAACAGCUCGCAUACAUCAUCCUUGUGGAGCUUCUUGCGUACCAAUUCGCGUCUCCCGUACGAUGGAUUCAGACUCAAGAUCUGCUCUUCACUUCUUUCAAUUUCGAGCGAUUUAUCGAGCUCGGACCUUCGCCCACGUUGACAGGAAUGGCCACGCGUACACUGAAGGCGAAAUACGAGCACAUUGACGGCGCCCGCAGCAUGACCCGUACUAUUCUGUGCCACUCCAAGAACGUCAAGGAGAUCUACUACCACUACGAAGAUGAAGCCGAAACCCCAGCUGUUGAAGAGUCGGCAUCUGAAACUCCGACACCUGCCGCAGCCAUUUCAACCCCAUCCGCACCAGCUGCCCCCGCUGCCGUCCCAUCCGGGCCUGCCGCCAGUAUUGAGGAUGUGCCCAUCAAAGCUGUCGAUAUUCUCCUCGUUGUCGUUGCUCAGAAGCUCAAGAAGCGUGUUGACGAAAUUUCGCUUUCGAAGACCAUCAAAGACCUCGUUGGGGGCAAGUCCACACUCCAGAACGAAAUUUUGGGUGACCUUCAGCAGGAGUUUGCGUCUGCACCUGAGAAAGGCGAGGAACUACCCCUUGAGGAGCUUGGCUCUGCUCUCGGUAAUGGGUUCAGUGGUGCCUUGGGUAAAUACAGCACAGGCCUGAUCUCUCGACUCGUCGGCGGCAAGAUGCCUGGAGGUUUCAAUGCUUCCGCUAUCAAGUCCUAUCUUGCCAAAAGCUGGGGCCUUGGUCCUUCGCGUUCGGACGGAGUCUUGCUUCUCGCUACCACCUUGGAGCCUCCCAAGCGCCUAGCUUCUGAGGCGGAGGCCAAGUCUUGGCUCGAUGGAGUCGUGUCUGUUUACGCGCAGCGUGCAGGCAUUUCUCUUUUGGCCGCUGGUGUUGCUGGAGGUGGCAACGGAAGCGGAGGCGGUGCAGUCAUCAAUAGCGAAGAGUUCCUCAAGUUCCAGGCAGACCAGAACAAAUUCGCCGCUCAGCAUGUCGAACUCUAUAUGCGUUAUCUCGGACGUGAUUCACGAUCAGGAGAACUCGCAUUCGAUCAGGAGAAAGCAAACAACCUUGCCCUUCAAGCCAAGCUAGACAGCAUUACUCGCGAACACGGUGACGCCUAUAUUGACGGUAUUCAGCCCCGUUUCGACCCACUGAAGGCUCGCCGUUUCGACUCCUCUUGGAACUGGGCGCGUCAAGAUGCUCUUCUCAUGUAUUAUGAUAUUCUCUUCGGCCGUCUUGAAACCGUUGAUCGGGAAAUCACCGCUCGUUGCAUCGCGAUUCUCAACCGUGCUGAUCCCGCUCUCCUUCAGUACAUGCAGUACAACAUCGAUCGCUGCGAUCCUUCCAAAGGCAAAACUUACAAGCUUGCGAAGGAUUUCGGUCAAGAGCUCAUCAACAACACGAAGGAAGUUGUUGGCAAACCGCCUACAUAUAAGGACGUUACAUUCCCCACUGCUCCUCAUACCGAGGUGACUGAGAAGGGCGAUAUCAAAUACUCUGAAGUUGUUCGUGAAAACGUUCGCAAGCUCGAGGCCUAUGUGGAAGAGAUGGCUAGAAGCGAUACUGUUCCUGGCGCUGUCAACAUCCAGAAGGUCCAAGACGAUGUUCUCAAACUCUGGACAGUCGUGAAAUCUCUUCCCGAAAUAAGUUCUGAUCAAAAGAACCGCAUCAAGGCUUUGUAUGAAGGUGUCGCCAAAUCACUCCAUCAAUCGCCUCAGUCUCCCGUUUCCCGCAGCCGUCGCUCUUCCUCGCAAUUCCUUCGCCCUCAGGUUACUGGCAUUACUCCUGUGACCGCCGUAUCAUCCGACAAAGUUCCCCUUCUUCACCUUAAGCGCAAAGUCGGUGGUAACUGGGAGUAUAGCAGCAAUCUCACCGCGGUCUAUCUCGACAUUUUGCAUGAAAUUGCCACGUCGGGCACAACGUUCAAGGACAAGAAUGCUCUUCUUACGGGAGUGGGCAAAGGCUCUAUCGGCGUCGAAGUCGUCAAAGGCCUUCUCGCUGGUGGGGCCCAAGUCGUUAUCACAACAUCUAGCUACAAUCGCAAGACUGUGGAGUACUACCAGUCUAUUUUCCAUUCUAUUGGCAGUCGAGGCUCCUCUCUUACUGUUGUCCCUUUCAACCAAGGUUCCAAGCAAGACGUUGAAGCUCUCGUCGACUACAUCUACACCACUCUUGGCAUGGAUUUGGACUACGUUUUGCCAUUUGCUGGUAUUCCUGAGAAUGGCCGCGAAAUCGACGGUCUUGACGAUAGAUCUGAACUUGCUCAUCGCAUGAUGCUUGUCAACUUGCUUCGACUUCUCGGUGCCGUCAAGAACAAGAAGGCCAGUCGUCAUUUCGUAACGCGCCCGACCCAAGUUAUUCUUCCAUUGUCUCCCAACCACGGUUUGUUUGGAAAUGAUGGUCUUUAUUCAGAGUCAAAGAUUUCCCUGGAGACCCUCUUCCAACGUUGGGCAUCCGAAAGCUGGGGAGAGUACCUUUGCCUUGCUGGCGCUGUCAUUGGAUGGACCCGCGGAACCGGAUUGAUGGCCCCUACCAACAUCGUCGCCCAUGAGCUGGAGAGUUACGGUGUACGAACAUUCUCGGCUAAGGAAAUGGCCUUCAACAUCCUCGGCCUUAUGCACCCGCUCCUCUUUAGUAUCACUCAAGUCGAACCUAUCUGGGCUGAUUUAAAUGGCGGGAUGGAUCGCCUCCCCGAUUUGGCUGAUAUCACGACGCGCAUCCGCACAAAACUGCACAAGAAGGCAGACCUCCGUCGUGCCAUUGCCCGCGAUAAUUCAGCCGAUUUCACCGUUAUCAAUGGCGUUGAGGCUGAACGCCUCCUUCAAACCGUCGACGUUCUUCCCCGUGCUAACUUCCGCUUCGAAUUCCCAGUUCUCGAGUCAGCCAAUUCGCUGAAUGAACUCUCGCAUCUCCGUGGCUUAAUUGACCUCGACAAAGUUGUUGUCAUCACUGGCUUCGCUGAAGUCGGUCCUUGGGGUAGUUCACGAACACGCUGGGAGAUGGAGGCCCGUGGCGAGUUUACCAUCGAAGGUGCCAUCGAGAUGGCGUGGCUUAUGGGUUUCAUCAAACAUUUCGAUGGUCGUCUCAAAGACGGCUCGCUUUACGUGGGCUGGGUGGACAGCAAGAGCAACGACCCCGUGGACGACAAGGAUAUCAAGGGCCGUUAUGAGAAAGACAUUCUCACGCACGCUGGUGUUCGCCUAAUUGAGCCUGAACUCUUCCGCGGUUACGACCCAAACAAGAAGGUGUUCAACCAGGAAAUCGAACUCAUCCACGAUCUCGAACCCAUCGAAGUGUCGGAGAGUGAGGCGCAGAAGUUCAAGUUGCAGCAUGGCGACAAGUGCGAUAUCUGGGCUGGCGAAGGCGGGCAAUGGUUCGCCAAGUUCAAGAAAGGCGCCUGUGUCUACGUACCCAAAGCCUUCAAGUUCAGUCGCACAGUUGCUGGCCAGGUUCCGACAGGCUGGAACGCUGGCCGUUACGGCAUUCCAGACGACAUCAUCGCUCAGACCGAUCGUGCGACCUUGUGGGCAUUAGUUUGCACCGCCGAAGCCCUGAAUGCCUCUGGCAUCACAGACCCGUACGAGCUGUACGAACAUAUGCAUCCUUCAGAAGUCGGCACCUGUAUUGGAAGUGGUAUGGGAGGUGUUACGAGCAUGGCGAAAAUGUUCAAGGAUCGCCGGGACGAGAAAGAAGUUCAGAAUGAUAUUCUUCAAGAAACAUUCAUCAACACGACUGCCGGUUGGGUUAAUCUCCUUCUGCUAUCGUCGAGUGGCCCUGUCAAGAUUCCCGUCGGUGCAUGCGCGACAGCUCUCCAAUCGCUUGAGAUUGCCUCGGACAGCAUCCUCUCUGGCAAAGCGAAAGUCAUGAUUGCUGGUGGCUUCGAUGAUAUUAGCGAAGAAGGUUCGUACGAGUUUGCCAACAUGAAGGCAACAAGCAAUGCCGAGACCGAAUUCGCAAUGGGUCGCGAGCCAACGGAAAUGUCUCGCCCUGCGACAACCUCCCGCGCAGGAUUCAUGGAAUCGCAGGGAACCGGUGUUCAUGUUGUCAUGAGUGCCAGAACUGCUCUUGAGUUGGGUGCCCCAAUUCGUGGUAUCCUUGCCUUUACCUCCACUUCCACUGACAAGGCUGGCCGCUCCGUCCCCGCCCCCGGUCGUGGCGCCCUGACCAUCGCACGAGAAGUGCAAUCCAAGCAUCCUAUGCCCAUUCUUGACGUGGCUUAUCGCUCUCGCCAACUUGCAUUCCGCCGCACACAAAUCUCGCAGUGGCUCACUCACGAGCAGGCGCAACUUCAAGAAGAAAUCGAAUAUCGCAAGAGUCAGAAUGAGGCUGCAGAAGAUGAGUACAUUUCAGACCGUAUUGCCAACCUCGAGAAGGAGGCUGGUCGGCAGGAGAAAGAUGCGCUUGCCAUGUAUGGGAUGUUGGAGGGCCAUGAUCCUCGUAUUGCUCCUCUUCGACGCGCUCUUGCUGUAUGGGGUCUCACUGCAGACGAUAUUGGUGUACUAUCGAUUCACGGUACCAGCACCGCCGCCAACGAGGAGAACGAGACACGUAUUUGGAACGACAUUUUCACCACGAUCUCAAGAACGCCAGGCAACGCCGUGCCUAUUGUCGCUCAGAAGAGUCUCCUCGGCCAUGCCAAAGGCGGCGCUGCUGCGUGGCAAAUGGCUGGUCUGCUGCAGACCGUUAUCACUGGCAUCGUUCCCGGAAAUCGCAACAGCGACAACAUCGAUUCACACUUCCAAGACCGGCAGUUCUUGCUGUUCCCAUCGAAGACUAUUCAUACGGACGGAGUGCGAGCAGGAGUCAUGUCAUCAUUCGGCUUUGGCCAAGUUGGCGGAACUGCCAUGGUCAUUCAUCCUCGUUAUCUCUUCGGCUGUUUGGAGCCCACAUACUAUGAAAACUACAAGCAACGUAAUCGCGUCCGGGGUCUGCAGUCUUACAAGGCGAUGAGCGAAAUGAUGAUCAAGAACUCUUUGGUCAAGAUCAAGGACCAUCCUCCUUACAUCGGGGAGAUGGAAGGAAAGGUUCUCCUCAACUCCAUGGCUCGUGCCUCCUUCGAUCCCAAGACAGGAGAAUAUUCCUUCAAGGGGAAGCUUGCAACAGGGGUUUCGGUUGACACCUCCAACGUCAAGACAGUCUCCGAUAUCUUCGCGACCACCCCUUCUACUGGUGGAUCCGCCAUCGGCGUGGGUGUUGAUCAGGAACUAAUUUCUUCUGUUCCUUCGCACAAUCCUACUUUCCUUGCCCGCAAUUUCACCGAUGCUGAGAUCGUGUACUGUCGAGCGCAACCGUCCCCUCCUUCCUCUUUCGCUGCCCGAUGGGUUGGCAAGGAGGCGGUUUUCAAAUCGCUUGGUGUCAAAUCGAAAGGUGCCGCGGCUGCAAUGAAGGACAUCGAGAUUCUUAAUGAUGAAUUGGGAAUCCCGACGGUUCGACUUCAUGGGGAAGCGAAGCUGAAGGCUGAAGAAAGGGGUAUUGGGAAGGUCUUGAUUUCUCUAAGCCACUCUGAGACUGUUGCCGUCGCCUUUGCGCAAGCAUCAUCAUGA
Molecule: messenger RNA, 11808 nt
Organism: Cyclocybe aegerita
Lineage: Eukaryota; Fungi; Basidiomycota; Agaricomycetes; Agaricales; Hemipholiotaceae
Source: the annotation of a GenBank genome assembly